Penicillium mononematosum is the source of this 807-nucleotide messenger RNA. RefSeq lists its product as uncharacterized. The coding region runs from base 1 to 807 and encodes 268 amino acids. NCBI's taxonomy places the organism in Eukaryota, Fungi, Ascomycota, Eurotiomycetes, Eurotiales, Aspergillaceae. The record is from RefSeq and is a predicted model, not a curated record. The transcript has 2 exons. Gene Ontology annotation, molecular function: actin filament binding. Gene Ontology annotation, cellular component: striated muscle dense body; nucleolus; catalytic step 2 spliceosome.
AUGGUCAAACCUCUAACAUUCAAAGGCGAUAAGCCAAAGAAACGCAAGACCCGCACCACAGACAAUGAAGCCCCAACCUCUAAAUCACGCAAAACCGAACCAGAACCCGAGGACAACCCAGAAGACCAAAGCUGGGUCUCCGCCGACUCCCCAAGCGACAUCGCCGGCCCAGUAGUCAUAGUCCUACCCUCGGACGACGCAACCUGCGUCGCCAGCGACGCCAACGGCCAAGUCUUCGCCAGCAAGCUCGAGAACCUCGUCGAGGGCGACCCAGCCACGGCAGAGCCGCACGAUGUGCGACAGGUCUGGGUUGCGUCGCGGGUGGCGGGAACGGAGUCGUUUAGUUUCAAGGGACAUCAUGGGAAAUACCUCUCCUCAGACACACACGGCAUCUUUUCGGCAACCGCGUCAGCAGUCAGCCACUACGAAUCCUUCCUAGCGAUACCUUCACCUGAAGUCUCGGGGACAUUCUCGCUCCAGACGCACGGCGGCGAUGGCGAGUCUUUCCUGACAAUAAAAGAGAACGCUAAGACUGCUUCUGGCGUUGAGAUCCGCGGGGACGCGAAUACGAUUUCGUUUGAGACGACGGUGCGCGUGCGCAUGCAGGCGAGGUUUAAACCGAAACUGCGGGCGUCGAAGGAGAGUAAAGCAUAUGAGAAGAUUAGUAAGAAGGAGCUUGAGGGAAUUGUUGGGAGGAGCUUGAAUGAGGAUGAGGUUAAGAGGUUGAGGAAGGGGAGGAGGGAGGGGAAUUUCCAUGAGGUUUUGCUUGAUGUUAAGGUUAGCGGGAAACAUGAUAAGUGGGCUUGA